CAUUAUGCCGCAAUAAUGAAGUACGUGAGCCGUGGCCCUCUUCUGGUCAACGUUUAUAUGCACAAUCCCACUGUGAGUUCUCGAUCAUAUAUGGAUUCGCUUUUGGCUUUCUGGCCCGGGCUACAGGUUCUAAAUGGCGAUUUAAAAGCUGCUAUUGAAACACACGAAGUACUUUACCAGCUAAUCGAAAAGCACAAAUUUUUGCCAGAAGCAUUUACUCAAGAUUUUGACAUUCAUUGGACAUACCAUCCGCUAAGACCAGAAUUCGUUGAAAGCACAUACUUUCUGUAUAAACUUUGGUGUCAGUUUUGUGUAGAACUCAGUUUUGUUGUCCACUUCAUGAAGAACGACGUGUUUAAACGGGCAAAGGCCAAUGCAAGAGAACACAUGUCAAAGUGCGGUAUAGCUACGAAAGAUCCGUAUUACCUGUCGGUAGGAGAGAAGGUUAUCCGAAGCAUGAACACUUUCUUGCGUAUCCCAUGUGGUUUCGCAGGCAUCGGCGACCUUCGCACUAUGCGCAAGGAAGAUCGAAUGGAUUCUUACCUAUUGGCGGAGACGUUCAAGUAUCUUUUUCUUCUGUACGCCGAGCGAGAAGAUCUUAUAUUUGACAUCGACGACUUUGUGUUCACCACCGAGGGUCAUCUGUUGCCUCUGAAACUGUCAUCGUUUAAACUCGCGUACCCGAAAGAACCAGCGCAGUCUAGUGUUGAUUCAACGCGUAAAAUGCAGAAGAGUACAAAGGACUCUCGAACGUGUAUGAGGCUGCCUCCGGUUCCCAUUGAGUAUGGUAGUUAUGCUCGAUCGGUCCGCAACAAGUUGAAGAAUUUCGUUCACCGGUCAGACGCAGUUCGGUAUGACGCUGAACGACUGUUUUCAUUAUUCAUUUCCGUCUGUUUCAGCAAAACGUUGCACGCCAGCGAAUUUGAUCCUACCAAUCCAGAACAUCAUGCUAUCUUGAAAACGAUGGGCAUCAGCACAGUUGUCCAUCCCGGUGGUCGUGUUCACCUCGUGCAUAGCGCCGACGAG
Molecule: messenger RNA, 1026 nt
Organism: Soboliphyme baturini
Lineage: Eukaryota; Metazoa; Nematoda; Enoplea; Dioctophymatida; Soboliphymatidae
Source: the annotation of a GenBank genome assembly